GUACCAACUAUUUUUCUACCCGUACCAACUAUUUUUCUUGAAUCCCAAUCUUCUUUCCAACUCUUCCUCAUUUCCAAUCAUCGAAAAUUCAUCUCAACCUCCCGAACCUCCAACCAGAACCAUCUCCUACCAUCCUCCUCAACCUCGAAAACCAAAACUCCAACAAUGUCCUUCACCCUCACCGCCGCCCCCGACACAGACAUCUGGCGCAAACCCCCCGCCCACAUCGCCUUCAACGCGCCCACCCACCCCACCACUCCCCCCACCCACGCCCUCUCAACCUUCAAAUCCGCGCGCCUAACCUUCUCCCUCCCCCCCGCCUCAACACUUACCCAAUACGACCAAGCCGGGCUGCUGCUCUCCCUAACCCGCACAGGCAGCACCGCCUCCGGCCCGCCCGAAAAAUGGCUCAAAACCGGCGUCGAGUUCUACAACGGCUCGCCCUACGUGAGCACCGUGGGCUGCGACCAGUGGGCCGAUUGGAGCGUGGUGCCGCUGUCUGUAGUGCAAGAGGCUGGGGAGGGGAAGGUGGAGGCGACGGUGGAGGUGGCGCGGGAGGAUAUGGGGCUGUGGGUGUAUGUGGUGGAGGGGAGCAAGAGGGUGCCGUUACGGGAGGUUGCGUGGUUUUUCGCGGGGGAGGAGGAGUGGGAGAUUAGUGUGGCGGCGUAUGCGGCGAGGCCGGGGAAGGAGCAGCAAGGGGGGUUGGAGGCGGGGUUUAAGGGGUUGGAAGUAGUGGCUGGGUGAGUGAGAGGAUGGGGAGGGGAAAGGGGAGAGUUGGGUCUUGGGGAGGUUGCAUUGCAUCGAAGGCGAAAUGGAUGUCGCUGUUGAAGUUUCGCUGGUCGUUAGAAGCACUCGAAAUAGCACUCAAUCGUGGCAGAAUAUCACUUUUGAAGACUCUCAUGUUUGGCUACCAUGGGAUCCACGAAUACCACUCAUAUAGCAGAAUUCUGGUACAUGAAAAUCUGGAAGACAAAGUCUAUGCAAACAUGACACA
Mytilinidion resinicola is the source of this 994-nucleotide messenger RNA. RefSeq lists its product as uncharacterized. The record is from RefSeq and is a predicted model, not a curated record. NCBI's taxonomy places the organism in Eukaryota, Fungi, Ascomycota, Dothideomycetes, Mytilinidiales, Mytilinidiaceae. Bases 166 to 744 code for a protein of 192 amino acids. The transcript has a single exon.